Messenger RNA from Meloidogyne enterolobii, 277 nucleotides. The record is from the annotation of a GenBank genome assembly. NCBI's taxonomy places the organism in Eukaryota, Metazoa, Nematoda, Chromadorea, Rhabditida, Meloidogynidae.
UUUUUUUUUGUUUUUUGAAGCUUCGCUUAUAAUUUUAACUAAGUUUUCAAUAUUUAUCAGUUGAAUGGGUUUAUCAGUAGAUGAAUGGACUCUGGUUAUUCGACAUGGAAGCAAAGGACGUCGAUUUAAGACUUUCUCUUCUACUUUAAAAUGCAAGGCAAUACUUAACACAACCCACAAGUCCAAUAAUGACAACAAAACUUCUCUUGACUAUUUGUCUACAAUUGUUACAAAAUUUAAAAAUAAUUUUCCAGAGUCUUUCAAGUUUGUUUUUUAA